Arabidopsis thaliana (thale cress) is the source of this 1358-nucleotide messenger RNA. RefSeq names its product DnaJ/Hsp40 cysteine-rich domain superfamily protein (gene LQY1). Gene Ontology annotation, molecular function: protein disulfide isomerase activity. The record is from RefSeq and is marked reviewed. Gene Ontology annotation, cellular component: chloroplast; chloroplast thylakoid membrane. The coding region runs from base 351 to 815 and encodes 154 amino acids. The transcript is spliced from 5 exons. Lineage: Eukaryota; Viridiplantae; Streptophyta; Magnoliopsida; Brassicales; Brassicaceae.
UUAAAUAGUCAACAAUCACGACUUUUAGACGUUAUCAGCCGUUGGAUUUAUACUUGACGGUUGUGAUCGUCUACGUUUAAGCGGGUGUAUCGUAUCUCACCACACCGUAUCUUGUUUUCCUCUUCUCCAAUACGCUUCGGAAAACUGGAUUACAGUUAACAGUGGAUUAGUGGAUAAGGAGAUAAAUACUAAAUAUCUUAUUAAGCCACGUGAACAAAUCUUAGCCAUGGAAACAUAAUCUAGUGGCUGAGAUUAACCCAAAACUACUGGUUCUUCUUCUUCCUCUCAUCCAUCUUCGCGCGCUUAAGCGAUUCUCUGCAAAGCUUCAUACCAAACAAAGAGAAGUCGAAAUGCCAGUUUCAGCUCCAUCUCCGCCUCGUCUUCAUUCUCCGUUCAUUCACUGUCCCAUCAAUUUCACUCCUUCUUCUUUCUCGGCGAGGAAUCUCCGGUCGCCGUCAACAUCUUAUCCCCGAAUCAAAGCUGAACUCGAUCCCAACACGGUAGUCGCGAUAUCUGUAGGCGUAGCAAGCGUCGCAUUAGGAAUCGGAAUCCCUGUGUUCUACGAGACUCAAAUCGACAAUGCGGCUAAGCGAGAGAAUACUCAACCUUGUUUUCCCUGUAAUGGCACCGGAGCUCAGAAAUGCAGAUUGUGUGUGGGAAGUGGUAAUGUGACCGUAGAGCUUGGUGGAGGAGAGAAAGAAGUCUCAAACUGUAUCAACUGUGAUGGUGCUGGUUCCUUAACUUGCACUACUUGUCAAGGCUCUGGUGUUCAACCUCGAUACCUUGAUCGAAGGGAGUUCAAGGACGAUGACUAAAUACCUUGCUCUAAGGAACAUUUCUUUUCUUCUCCCUUCUCACAUUUCUUCAUUGUACAAUGCUGUUUUGUUCACCAAACAUGUUGAGAGAACAUCAUGACAUGGAUAUUGUAAUUGUGAAAGAAAACCACCAGAGUUCAAUCAAAUGUUUCUUCUUGUACUUACCUAGUAACCAUGUCUACCUCGUCAAGCACAUUGAUUCAGUUUGUAAUACUAAAUCUAUCCUCUUGCGUUAUGGAAUCAGCUUUCCUUGACCUCAAAGCAGUUACCAUGUCCGACAAAGCGCCUGCCAUUUUCCCCAAUGCUGCUGGAUCAAAUAUGGCUCGGUCUCAAAGAGGUCUUUGAAUCCGGUUCACUCUUCCUUUUUCUAUCCACCAAAUGUGUGUUUGCUUGCGCUACAAUUGGUGAUGAUACAUUGUCUGUUGCCAAUGACUCUUCUGAACCCUCAAAGUUAAUUGAUUACUUACUGUUGAAGUUAAGCAUAUCAUCUUUUUUAAUUUGAUUUAAUAUUUUUCUUCAUAGGCAUAGUGGCCCAUAUUUAAC